AUGCCUCCUUUCCAGUUCAUUGGAGAAAAAGAUCGAAGAAUAUCGCUAGUGUAUAAGCAAUUUGCAAUACUCUCGCAACUCAUCGCCGCUCUUGACGAUCAUUUAUUUAUAACACGCCAAGUGCGCGAUCAACUCGCCUUACUGAGUGCCACCAAGCAACUGCAUGUGCAUUUCUAUCGCUAUAUGCUUGUUCACUUCAAUGAGCACUUGCCAACCAUAUUCACGCAACGCUUUAAUUUCACACCCAGAGAUGAAGUUAUCACUAACAUCUAUUGGUAUUUGUUAUUAUCUCAUUAUUAUUCGUAUUUUAAUUGCAAUUACUGUUGUUUCGAGUGGAAUGAAAGCGUUAUGGUUUCAUCACAAUUGGUCAGUUUUGAACGAUUUCAACUGGAGAAUGAGCGUAUUGAAUAUGGCAAAAUUAUCGAGAUGCAGAAAUGUGUACGAAAAUUCGGGAGUUAUUCGAAAGAAAUUGGUGAGGACGACGAACUGAUUGAGAUUACUUCUUCAGUUGAAGGAGAAAUGUUGUACAGUAUCGAUGAAGCGUGUACAGUUGUUCAGUGUUGGGAAAGAGUCUAUCAAUCAGUUACUCGAUUCAACUAUCUAAAAGAAAUACGUCGAAAAGCAUACGACUUAAAGACAUCACACAAACCAGUGGACCCUUUAAAAGCGAUUAUUAUGCUUCAAGCGCGAACCCGUGGUAUGUUAGCUAGAAAAAUGGUUAACAACUGGCGAAAUGCUGAGAUGAAAGUACUUGAAAUGAACGUUGAAAGCUUGUUACGAUCGAAAAUCGAUGCUAGAAAAGGCAUUCGAUAUACGCGGAAUGUUCAUGGUUAUGUUCAUAUCAGUCACAUUCGGCAGCACAAAUUCAGAAGCAAUUUGGCUUCUAUUGCCAGUUUACCUCGUAACUUCAUGUUCAUGUUCAUCCUUGCAGAAAGUCUCUACCAUGAACUGCUAAUCGCAGAUAUUAUAAAACACCGUCCCAAAACUGAAUGCAUUUCUUUGAAUGAUUUGAUAACGUUCACUUGUAUGGCACAUAUCGGCAAAACGAAACGACUACUGUUUGAUUGUCGAACGAUUGUUUAUUGUACGACUGUUAUACCGCAUAUUCUCAAGUCAUGGAAUUUUGCUGGCAAUGAUCUGCGACGUGGUUCGCUUCUAAUUGUUGGUGACGAAAAUUGUGGGAAAACAGCAUGGUGUUGUGCCAUUGCAGAAUUUUGUGCAGCAACGCGUGUUUCUUUAUCAGCCAAAGAGAUUGCCCUGAAGGGAGCUAAAAAACUGAUACGUACAAUCGAACAGAACCUUUUCGAGCAAUUCGAGAUAAAAUUUCAAUUGAAUUUUGGAGAAAUUUACCAAAAGAUAACUUCAUUUGUAUUGAAGUUUGCGAAACGAGACAACUAUUGCGUUGUGGAAAUCGACCACUUGGAAGUGUUCAACGAUUGUCGAAAGAAGGCAAAGACAAAAUCGAUUCGUAAACUAAUGCUGUGCUCUCUACUCGAAUCAUUACAAAACACAAAUGCUCAAAUAAUCGGUAUGAGCAGAACAUUUCAGUUGGACAAGCAAAUUCUCGAUUUCUUCGUCAACAUUUUGUGUCUGCCAUCAAGUCCCAGCAAUAACUCCUUCGAUGUGAUGGUGGAUCGAUUAAGUAGGAGACUGGAAAACGAUCGUUUACCGCGGAUACCGACAACAAUAUCCGACCUGUGGAAGGCAGGAAAAUAA
Messenger RNA from Anisakis simplex (herring worm), 1716 nucleotides. The record is from the annotation of a GenBank genome assembly. Lineage: Eukaryota; Metazoa; Nematoda; Chromadorea; Rhabditida; Anisakidae.